CCCCUUCCUAAUCCAUUCCCAGUAUUUCAGGCCAGUUGGACAGUAUCAGAAAAAGGGACACUAUUAAAUAAGAGCGCAUCAUGCAGAGGAAUGGUUUUAUAUCCAAGUGGCUUGGUCUGUUUCUCCUGCUUCUCUCCUUCCAUUUUGGGGAUAUCUCAGCAUCGACAAUAGAACCCCCCAGAGAGUUUCAGGAACCUCCGAUCUGCAGAGGAGAAUCUUCACGGUUGGAUGAUGAGGACGAUGAAGAUUUUGGUGACGAACCUGACGAUGAACCUAACCCAAUUGCUCCCUUCUGGACAAGAACUGUCAAGCACACUCUUGAUAGAGGUCAGAUAGACAUGGGGUCUGUUCCAGUUGGAAAUACUGUCAAAUUUCGCUGCCAAGCUUCCGGCCGGCCGCUGCCUUCCAUCACUUGGCUGAAAAACGGCAAAAGGAUCACAGAACCAGAUGUAUUGCACCGCAUGAAACUACGGCCGCAGCAUUGGACCCUGAUGAUAACAAAUGUCACUUUCUCUGAUGGAGGGAAUUACACCUGCCUAGUGAGGAACAGAUAUGGUGCCCGUUGCCAUACCUACUACCUAACUGUUGAAAAUUUCGCCCUGCACCGCCCGACUUUAGAGGUGGGUUUUCCAGCCAAUCAGAUCGUGGUGGUUGGGAGUGAUGCAGAAUUUACUUGCAAAGCUGACAGCCCAAGGCCCAUUUCGAUGCAGUGGCUGAAACAAAACGAGGUCAAUGGAAAGAAAUAUGGGCCAGAUGGGCUCCCUUACAUCACCACUCUCAAGACAACAAAUGAAACGUUUGAUGUUCUCCGUUUGCACAACGUUACAUCUGAGGAUGCUGGGGAAUACAUCUGUUUAGCUGGGAACCCGAUUGGUAUUUCCUUUCGUUCAGCUUGGCUCACUGUCUUACCAGAGCCCCGAACUGACCCAACUUCUAAGGAUUCUUUGGUUCAAUCCGGCAACAAAGACUUAGCUUCGGCAUUCAAUGUACUUCAGGACCUUCUGGAUAGGAGACUGUUUUCCUUGGAAAGGCGCCUUUCCGAGUUAGAAAAACACGUCUUCAGUGCAAAGAACAGCAACUAAGAGUCAAUGAAGACAUGAAGCGGCAUUUCUUAUUUCAUGCCUCAUUUACAGUAUCACUGAUAUAUUUCCAAAAAAAAAGCCUUCUUUUCAAAGGUUAGUAUCUUUGGAAUACUGACCAGAACACAAAGAGAAGCAAGCUGAAUUCAUAUUUUUAGAUACAGAAAAAGCUUUUGACAAUUUGAACUUGGGAACUUUUCUUGUUUAGAGUUCUGGUGGAAAUGAACUUUAUUAAACGAAUCUGAUCGAUUUAUAUUUCACAGAAAGCUGAGAACUAAUUUAUAAGGAUGUGCAACCUGUAUACAUGUUGGAUAAUAAGAUAUUAAUAAAUAAUUUGAUGAAAAGA
Molecule: messenger RNA, 1425 nt
Organism: Anolis carolinensis (green anole)
Lineage: Eukaryota; Metazoa; Chordata; Lepidosauria; Squamata; Anolidae
Product: fibroblast growth factor receptor 2
Exons: 9
Coding region: 81-1082 (333 amino acids)
Cellular component (GO): plasma membrane
Molecular function (GO): fibroblast growth factor receptor activity; fibroblast growth factor binding
Source: RefSeq, a predicted model, not a curated record